AUGGGGGAAAAGCUGUCACCAGAAUAUUUUAAGCUGAUAAGAGAUGUGCUUAGAGAGAAAAAGGAUGAACCUCAGAGACCUUUGAAGCGGAAGAGAGGUAGGCAACCGCCAAAGGAACCACCAGAAGUGAUCAAAGUUGAAUCAUCAUCACCAGAACCAGAGACAAUCGAAAUUGAAUCGACAGACGAACUGUUUGGAGAGCCAAAUGAGAAGAACCGUAAUGUUGUGAAGAGUAGUAAUGAUGAACACUAUGACGAGGGUGAUGACGGUAAUUAUGAUAAUGAUGAUAACGAUGACAACGAUUAUCAGAGCGAUGAGUUUGAAGACGUUACUGAACCCACAGGGUCGCCAGAACCCCUUGGUGAUAUUUCAGUAUCCUUAGAGACUAGAAAGACAGAUGCUAAGGUUACCAAGAAGGCUAGAAACGUAGUCUCCAAUGACGAAAGACAUUGGCGUCGGUAUUUCCACAUGACCUGUCUAAUAGGACUGAUGGUUCAUGGAUAUGUGAGAAACGAUUGGAUCAAUAAUAUUAAGUUGCAGAAAAAACUGUGUAAGUUGGUACCUGACAAAAUAUUGCAAAAUUUACAUCCGGAAAAAGAUGAGGAAUUACCGCUAAGAAGCACUAGAAAAUUAUUGGAUGGGUUAAAAAUGUGUAUGGAGAUUUGGAACAAACAUUGGAAGAUCACGAAAAGCUAUGAGGGUACAGGUUGUUACAUGAAAUUAUGGGAUGAAAUUAGGGUACCCUAUAACAAGAGAUCAAGACUCACAGAGAAGGAAUUUGUUAAACAGGUGUUAAAGGGCGUAGGUGACAGAGACAUGGCUGCACAAGGUUUUGUAGCGCUAUUGAGAUCUUGCAAUGUCAAUGCAAGGCUUAUUAUGUCCUUACAACCUCCUGAUUUUUGUGAUUUAAAGGUUACAGAUACUAGAAGUCGGCAUGUAUCACCUUCUACCCUUUUCAAAUAUCCAAUUUUUUGGUGUGAGGUUUGGGAUAAAUUCAGUAAAAAAUGGAUUACCAUUGAUGCCAUAAAUUUAAAGACUAUAGAACAGAUUAAGACUCAAUCUAAAUUGGAACCUCGAGGAACAGGUAGUUAUCAAAGAAAUCUGCUUAGAUAUGUCAUUGGAUUUGAUAGGAAAAAAGGUGUCCGUGAUGUAACUAGACGGUAUUCUUAUUGGUUCAAUUGCAAAUGUAUUCGUAAAAGAAUCACUAAAGAUUCUUACGGUGAUGAAUGGUAUGCAAAGGUACUAAAGAGAUUGCAUGAACGUAAGCGGACUCGUAUGGACGACUAUGAAGAUGAAUAUUUCCAACAAAGAGAUGAUAGUGAGGGGAUGCCCGAUAAUAUCCAGGAUUUAAAGAACCAUCCGAAAUAUAUAUUGGAAAAGGAUUUAAGAAUCAACCAAAUUGUGAAACCUGGUUGUAAAGAGUGUGGCUAUUUAAACGUCCAUAACAAAAAGGAUCUUUGGAAAGUUUAUGAGAGAAAGAAUAUUCUUGAUCUCAAAUCUGCAAGACAGUGGUACAUGGAAGGACGAAUCCUAAAAGUGGGCUGUAGAAGUAUGAAAAAAGUUCCUAAACGUUCUAGGUCGGCUAAGGAGGAAGAUGAAGAGGAAAACCUGUAUUCACGGGAAGAUACAGAGCUUUACGUGCCACCUUUGGCCUCUGAACCUGAUGGCAAGAUUGUAAAGAAUGCAUUUGGAAAUAUCGAAGUAUUUGUACCGUCUAUGAUCCCAUAUAACUGUGUUUUGAUCAAGAGCGACUUGGCAGUUAAAGCCGCGCGACUUCUACAUAUCGAACAUGCUCGUGCUGUGACAUCAUUUAAAUUUGAGAAAGGUAGAUCUACUAAACCUGUCAUUGGAGGUAUUGUAGUAGCACGAUGGUUUAAGGAUGCAGUCCUUUGUGCUAUUGAAGGAUUAGAAAAUACCGUUGAACAAGAAAAUUUCGAGAGAAGAGAAUUGGAGAAUCUGACCAGAUGGAACUUAUUACUUGUCAAAUUACGUAUCAAGAGUGAAUUGAAUACUACUUAUGGUAAAGUAGAGGAAGUAUCCAAGGGUGUCAACGGAAAUGGUGCACUAGAUGCUAGUGAUCAUGGUGAGGAUGAUGAUGAUGAAAUGAUGGCAGGUGGUUUUAUCGUUGCGGGGAAUGAGGCCGCCCCUGUACCACAACCUGAGCCUGAACUGGAGGAUAAUCAUGAGGAUGAAUUUGAAGAGGAACAGGAACAGGCUGAGCCCACGCACAGCGUAGAUUUACAAGAUGGCCAAGACGAUCAUGAUAGUUACGACGAAUUUAUGGAUGAAUUGAAUAUGUCAGAACAGGAGUAA
Molecule: messenger RNA, 2313 nt
Organism: Zygosaccharomyces rouxii
Lineage: Eukaryota; Fungi; Ascomycota; Saccharomycetes; Saccharomycetales; Saccharomycetaceae
Gene: RAD4
Product: Rad4p
Exons: 1
Coding region: 1-2313 (770 amino acids)
Biological process (GO): mismatch repair; nucleotide-excision repair
Cellular component (GO): cytoplasm; XPC complex; nucleus
Molecular function (GO): damaged DNA binding; single-stranded DNA binding
Source: RefSeq, a predicted model, not a curated record